Molecule: messenger RNA, 867 nt
Organism: Saxophila tyrrhenica
Lineage: Eukaryota; Fungi; Ascomycota; Dothideomycetes; Mycosphaerellales; Extremaceae
Gene: PHO13
Product: p-nitrophenyl phosphatase
Exons: 4
Coding region: 1-867 (288 amino acids)
Molecular function (GO): phosphoglycolate phosphatase activity; alkaline phosphatase activity
Source: RefSeq, a predicted model, not a curated record
AUGGCUAUGCCGUUGUAUGACAGUAUAAAGCGUGCUGCGACAGGUGUCCUAUGGUCAGGCGAUCAUUUGUUCCCGCGUAUACCGGAGACGAUCGACAUGCUGCGAAGUAAAGGCAAGCAAUUGGUCUUCGUAACCAACAACAGCACAAAGUCUCGAGCAGAUUACAAGAAGAAGUUUGACAAGAUGGGCAUCAGUGCUCAAGAAGAAGAGGUCUUCGGCUCCAGCUACAGCGCAGCAAUCUACAUCUCCCGUAUCCUCAAACUCCAACCCCCCAAGGACAAAGUCUUCGUGCUCGGCGAGACCGGUGUAGAGCAAGAACUCCAAUCCGAGAAUGUCCGCUACUGCGGCGGCACCGACAAAUCGCUGCUCCGAGACAUCACCCCGGAAGACUACUCCAGUAUCGCCGACGGCAGCGCACUAGACGAUGAAGUCGCCGUCGUCCUUACCGGCCUGGACUUCCAUCCCAGCUACCUUAAAUACUCCCUCGGCAUGGCAUACCUCAAUCGCGGAGCCAAGUUCCUGGCUACGAACAUCGACUCCUCGCUACCAAGCGCUGGCUCGCUCUUCCCGGGUGCUGGCUCGACAAGUGCACCAUUGAUCACCGCCACGAAGAAGGAGCCGUUGGCGUUGGGCAAGCCGAGCCAGGCGAUGAUGGAUGCGAUUGAGGGCAAGUUCCAAUUCGAUCGGAAGAAGGCUUGUAUGAUUGGAGAUCGGCUCAACACGGAUAUCCAGUUCGGUAUUGAAGGGAAGCUGGGUGGGACGUUAUGUGUGUUGACGGGCGUGAGCAAAAAGGAGGAGUUCCUGGGCAGGGGAGCAGAGGUUGUGCCGAGUGCUUAUGUGGACCAGCUGGGCGAUUUGCUUGGGUAG